GCUUUGAUUUCUAAUACACAGAAAAACCGGAUUCUCACCAGGUGAGCGAACAGCAACUUCAUUUCAGUCGAAAAAACAGUCAUGGCCCCUCAGAUCGAAGCUGUUUCCACCAAAUCGGCUCCGGCUCCGCUGCCGCAGUUCUCCCAGGCUGUUAAGCACAAUGGCAUGGUGUACUGCUCCGGAAACGUCGGAGCCAUUCCUGGGACGAACUUUGAGCUGGUAGAGGGAACAGUUAAAGAUAGAGCGCGACAAGCUAUCAAGAAUCUUGAGGCUAUCCUCAAAGAGUCCGGCAGUAGUUUGAGAAACAUCGUCAAGAUGAACAUCUACAUCACAAACAUGCAAAACUUUGCUCUUGUGAACGAAGCAUACGAUGAGUUCUUCACUUGGGAGCCCAAGCCGGCUAGAACUUGUGUAGCGGUCUUUCAGCUACCGUUGGGAACCGAUGUUGAGAUUGAGUGCACUGCAGCUCUAGACUAG
Molecule: messenger RNA, 477 nt
Organism: Fusarium verticillioides 7600
Lineage: Eukaryota; Fungi; Ascomycota; Sordariomycetes; Hypocreales; Nectriaceae
Product: endoribonuclease L-PSP
Exons: 3
Coding region: 82-477 (131 amino acids)
Cellular component (GO): mitochondrion; cytosol
Molecular function (GO): deaminase activity
Source: RefSeq, a predicted model, not a curated record